Orussus abietinus is the source of this 717-nucleotide messenger RNA. RefSeq lists its product as uncharacterized. NCBI's taxonomy places the organism in Eukaryota, Metazoa, Arthropoda, Insecta, Hymenoptera, Orussidae. Bases 349 to 717 code for a protein of 122 amino acids. The record is from RefSeq and is a predicted model, not a curated record. The transcript is spliced from 3 exons.
GCCACUCGCGAUUAAACUCUACCCUACCAGCGAGGCGGUCGCUUCAUCGCAGAAGUACAAACUGUACUCAAUUAAAGUUCCUGCCGCAACACGUUGGCGUUAGUAUUACAUUUUGGAGCGCAAAACUUUACACCAAAUAGUCGCGUGCAGUCUUUCAACUUGUUAUUAUAUUCUCGUCGACAAUUCGAAAUUAUUCGAAGCGUUUACGGUUUUCCAAUCGUGACCGGUUUUUGUUUUAAUUCCAUGCACAAUAAUGUUAAUGUCUGCUGCGUUCUUAACGAAUAAAAUAAAUCGUCUGAAACAUUUUCGUUGAAAACAUCGAAUAGAUUGAGAUCUAAUACUGGCGUAAUGGACCUCUUGGAGACACAGGUUUUUGACCGGAAUGAUUUCCCCAUGACACAAGAAAUACCCCCCAUGACACAAGAAAUACCCCCCAUGACACAAGAAGUACCCCCCAUGACACAGGAAAUAUACAAACCUUCGCAGAAGAGCAAAUCUAUGCGGGUCGGAACUCUUCGAAUCGGAGAUGUCAACCAUCCAAUAUUCACAGGCACUACAAAAAUUGGACGAAUACUUUCUUGCAACAUAGUAAUCGCUGAUAAUGUAAGUGUAAACAAUUCAAAGAUAAACUACACAUAUUGGAGAUACAUGGAAAAAUUCGAUAACAUUACUGGGGUUCUUUUUAUAUGGCUUUCAGUAGUUUGUUAUGUCCUCUAA